AUGUUUAUUGUUUUGGUAAAGUCUAUAAGUUCUCUUAGAAUCCUCUCGAAGACAUUAGGAAAGCCUUUAAGAAGAGAAAUUGGUGUAUAUGAGGUUAAAAUAACUCAAGAAAUUAUUACCGACAUAUUUUUCUUCUGCGAAGAAAAAUUGUCAACAAAAAGUGUUGAGGAUAUGCUGAACGGAAAAGUCUCAUUAGCUAUGUUAGUCAAAAGAAGUGGAGAGAAUCUUCCCGGAGAAAUUGAAGAUAUCGUCCUGCAAAUUGUGUAUGGAAAUAGCCGUGCCCCACCUGGAGAUCAAAAUUCACCUUGUCAAAAAUUGACUAUAAAAAAAGAUAAUGAUGAAGACGAGGAUAAUAUUAUCUCAGGUAUAUGGGCCCCUCCAGACAAAAUGACAAAAGCUCUAGUCUUGAAACACCUAUUCCCCAACCUUACAGCUCCUUAUAAAUUUCCAGAUGCCGAGCCUACACCAUUUUAUGUAGCUGCAGCAUAUGACUCGUUUAAAAGUAGAGAAGUUAUGGAGCUAUCCGAUUUGUAUCCAGGUCAAGUGAUGAUGUACGGGUUCUUUUCGAGUGAUAAACCAGCUGAGGCAUCACUCAUAUCUAAAACUGUUACGGACUUUGAGGAAAGAACUACACCAACUACGUAUUUCAGUGAAGAAAAAAUAGUUAUUCAGCUAGCCAAGACCAACGAAGAAUGCUUCCAGGCUUUCACAGAACUAGGACCUACUUACAUGAGCGCCGAUGCGGAGAAGGGGGAGAUAGACUGUAAGUACUUCUUCCCAGCCGGAUAUAAUGUGCCCAAAGAAGUUAUUCACGAAGUAAAGAAGAAGUUUAAGAAGAAGAAGGCCAAAGCAGCUGUUGUUAAUCAAGAAGAAACUACUUCAAUUGCUACGAGCGAUAUUGCUAAGGAACAGGAAGAUUUGGAGCACGAAGAUGAGGAAGCGAAUAGCGACGAAGAAAGAAUAGAAUGUGAUGUUGUACAAGAAGAAAAUAUUGAAGAAGAAACUAUUGAAGCUGAUCAAAAUUCUGCGAGAAGCGUCAAAGAAGCGGAUAAAGCUACCUCACCAAUUAAUGAUAAUAAGAACUCGGAGUAGGCAAUUCUCGAACAAAAUGGAUCACUGCGUAUUAAUUACGCCGAAAAUAAAAAUGCUUAUUACUUUAUUGUAGAAUAAUAUUUACAUGGAUUAGAUAAGUAAAAAUACCACUUCUUAAACUAAAAGUUAUAACGAACACGCCACAUGAAGUGUAAAAUAAUACUAUUUUUCAUUAUUGUUUCUUUUUAAUUAAUAUUUGAAUAGGAAUUAAAU
This is a messenger RNA of Diabrotica balteata, 1305 nucleotides long. Lineage: Eukaryota; Metazoa; Arthropoda; Insecta; Coleoptera; Chrysomelidae. The record is from the annotation of a GenBank genome assembly.